AUGGAAAGAACUUGUGAAAAUUUUUCUCAAGAACGAUUUUGGUUUGAUUUAACGGCAAAACUUGAUAUUGAUGUUUUCCCUCUCAAGUCUCCCCUUGACCCUCCCGCUCCCAAGGACGAAUAUCAAGCUACGAUUGCCAAAGCUAAAGCAACUGAAUACACCAAGAAAGCUCGCCAAGCCGCCUACGUAUCUGCGGAACAAGUGCAAAAAACAAGAAGAAGAUUGGGUAAAACGGCCAUCUCGAUCAUUAAAACUGACAGAAGAGUCAAAAGAAGAUAUUCUCCUUACAUUUCCUCCCCAUUAAAUGAUAGUGACAAACAAGUCCAGGAGGUAGCGGGUAAAAUUAGUAAGGCUUACGUAAAUCAAGGUCAACGAUCUGCAUUGACCAACAACAACCCUUACUAUAAUGACGAAUAUGAAAAAUAUGCUUUGGGUCAACAAGAGGAGGAGCCUGUUGAUGCCGGAAAUGAUGGGGUCAC
Diversispora eburnea is the source of this 479-nucleotide messenger RNA. Lineage: Eukaryota; Fungi; Glomeromycota; Glomeromycetes; Diversisporales; Diversisporaceae. The record is from the annotation of a GenBank genome assembly.